Messenger RNA from Dermacentor albipictus, 2444 nucleotides. Its product is annotated as neprilysin-1-like. Gene Ontology annotation, biological process: protein processing. NCBI's taxonomy places the organism in Eukaryota, Metazoa, Arthropoda, Arachnida, Ixodida, Ixodidae. The record is from RefSeq and is a predicted model, not a curated record. Gene Ontology annotation, molecular function: metalloendopeptidase activity. Gene Ontology annotation, cellular component: plasma membrane.
UGCGCUGACGAUUUCAGAAGUCAUUCGAAUUCUAGUCAUUCGUUACCUUCGUUACCUUCAUUUCAGAAGUCAUUCGUUACCUUCGAGAUAGGGUAAAAAAAACACCGACUCAACCGUCACAAGACGGAAGAACAGUCAUGAAUCUCAUGACGUUAGCCAGCGUGAUGACCUUUCUGUCAUUUUCAAUCCCAACGACAGCCAAAAAACCAGAAGAAAACUACACUGUCUGUUGUGAUCCCGUCUGUUUCGAACGAGCGAAGCUGAUAAACGAGUCGCUCAACACGAGCGUCCAGCCUUGCGACGAUUUCUACUCGUACGCCUGCGGCGGGUGGAUGAAGAACCACGAAAUACCAGAGGAAAAGUCGAGUACCGGGAACAUCUACCUGCUGAGGGAUGAACUGCAAGAGACUCUGAAAAGCAUAUUCGAAAACAUCACGCUCGUAGAGCAGAACCAGAAUAUAACGGACAAGGUUGGUGCUGCCUACAAUGCCUGUGUAGAAGUUCCGGCAAAGCAAGAUCAACUUGAAGUUCUGCACAAAAUAAUGAAUCGUUCAGGAUUUGGUCAGUGGCCUAUAGAUCCUACAGACCGAAAUAUAUCUACCGUUAUAGGAAACUGUACUGACGUGCUUAAAGACAUUCCUAUUUAUACCUUGUUUCCAUUCUACGUUGACAGAGAUGUCCAAAACCUCACGUCUUACGUGAUUCAGAUAGACCAAUUACGUUUUAAAACGGUGGGCAGGAAUCAGCUAAUUCAUCCCAAUGCAUCAACAAACGUUAAUAUAACAACGGCUUACAAGAAGGUUGUAAAGACGGCGCUGCGACUCAUGAAGCCAAAUUUCAGCGAAGACGUACUAUCUGGGCUCGCAGACACGCUUGUGCAUUUUGAAGGACAGUUGGCCAACCUGACCACACCCCCGGAAGAAAGGCGCAACCUCCUGGAUAUUUAUGAAAGAACUACUAUCGGGGAAUUACAAAAGAAUUUCACUCAGAUUCCACUGCUGCAUAUGCUCAAUAAACGGUUUUCCCUGGUGAACAUUACGUUAACAGAAAACGAAACAGUAGAACUCUACGCUAAGGAGUACUACAGUAAAUUAGACCAAUUUCUCCAAUGCGUUGACUGCAACACUCUGUUCAACUUCGCUGGACUGCGAGAGAUUCUCGGUUGGGCUGCGAGCGCCUCGGAAAGCUUUCGCAAUGCUUCAUUCGAGCUGGAGCAAGUGUCUUCGGGAAUCCGAGUCGAGAAGGCCAGAUGGAAGACGUGUGUCGACACAAUGAACGAAAUGAUGCCAGAGAUCGUCGGCUACCUCUACGUGCUGCAAAAUUUCCGCCAGGAAGCUAAGGAAGAGGUGGAAGACCUUGUUAAGAGGCUCAUGACGACAUUCAACGAAACAAUCCAAAACAACACCUGGAUGGACAGUCAAACUCGAUCCGCUGCACAAGACAAGUUGGCGAAAAUGGGUUCGAAAAUUGGAUACCCCAAAUGGCAACUCAACGUAACAUAUCUUGAGCAGCUUUACAAACAGGUACCAAACCUAAAUCUGAGCAGUUCCUUCUUGGACAUGUCUUAUUACAUUAGCGAAAACAACGACAUGCGAAAACUGCUGAUGUUACGACAGCCAUAUGACAAGGAAAAUGUCUGGUCCAGAGGAGGAGCCGCAGUUGUGAACGCUUUCCACAAAAAAGAUUCCAACGAAAUGGUGUUUCCUUCGGGUAUACUUCAAGGUGUGAUGUAUCAAUAUGGUCUUCCACGUUCUCUCAGCUUUGGAGCUAUCGGCAUGGUAGUCGGACAUGAAAUGACACACGGCUUCGACGACAGAGGAAGCCAGUAUGAUGCAGAAGGCAGGCUGCAGCAAUGGUGGACCAACGAAACACGCAAGAAAUUUAAUGACAAGGCUAAGUGCUUCAUCGAGCAGUACGGGAACAUCACCGACGAAGAGGCCAACAUGACGCUGAAUGGGAAAAACAGUGUCGGCGAAAACAUUGCCGACAAUGGCGGUAUUCGAAUGGCCUACAAGGCUUAUGAAAGAUUACUGCAAGAAGAAUGUCGUGGUGAAGACACUCGCCUACCUGGAUUAACAAACUUAUCUGGAAAGCAACUAUUCUUUAUUGCAGAAGCAAUGGUAUGGUGCAGUCGAUAUCGUAAAGAGAGGCGACAGUCUCAAAUUCAGUAUGACCCACACAGCCCUGAAAAAUACAGAGCAAACAUACCAAUGCAAAACAUGGAAGAAUUUUCCGCGGUAUUCAACUGUACUGAUGGUUCGAAGAUGAAACCAGAGCAACGGUGCAAGUUAUGGUAAAUUGUGCUAGUCCAGGAUAAUACAAGCAACGCAGAAAGAAGGAGGUCAAGAUGGCAAAUCACGUUACAUGGAUUAGACAAGUGACAUUCGUGCUAAAUAAUCAACUUCCCAACUAAAGGAUUUCAUUACUUAUUAAACAAUACAACA